AUGCUUUCGUUAUUUGAGUCUUCUAAGUUGGCAGUUGGGCUGACGGCCCUCGCAGCUGUUGCCAACGCCGCCCACUAUGAAGUUGCCGUGGGUAAGGGGAACAAACUCACCUUUGAACCCGAGACGUUGACGACGCAACUCGGCGACACCGUUACCUAUAAAUUCUUUUCAAAGUUCCAUUCCAUAGCCCAAUCUAAGUUUGAUGAUCCAUGCCACCUUUCGGAGGGAGGACUCUUCUCUGGCUAUGUCCCUACGGAGUCAUCCGAUGUAGCGGCGCCAACAUCCUUCACCAUCACUGUGAACGAUACUAAGCCGCUAUGGCUUUACUGCUCUACCGGAGAACACUGCAAAGCCGGCAUGGUGCACGCCAUCAAUGCGCCAACCAACGGCACCAACACCUUUGACGCCUACAAGUCCGCAGCCCAGAAAGUCUCUACCGCGGCUACCCCGCCUGUGGGAACUCUGCCAGUCGGUGGUAUUCGCAAGACUCACAUCGACGUCGGUGCUUCCAACGGCAGCAUAAUAUUCAGCCCGAACAACAUCACCGAGUUGGUCGGAACGGUGCUCGAGUUUAGCUACAACCCGAAGAACCACUCUAUUGUCCAAUCCUCUUUCGACAAGCCGUGCCAGCCCCUCGAGUCCGGAUUCGCCGCUCCAUUCGUUGCUACAAAACAGGCCCCAUCGGGAGUAACCUUUGAGGUCGAGGUCAAGGACGAGAAGCCGAUCUGGUUCUACUGCGCCCAGACUCUCGGUUCCCACUGCCAAGCCGGUAUGGUUGGAGCUGUUAACGCACCAACUUCGGGCAACAAUACCUUCGACGCCUAUUUGAGCGCGGCUGCCAAAGCCCCGACAUCCGUACAACCGUCUUUCGCACCAUUGAACGGCACCCUCAAGGUUAACGAGACGAUUAUAUAUUAA
Molecule: messenger RNA, 918 nt
Organism: Hypoxylon trugodes
Lineage: Eukaryota; Fungi; Ascomycota; Sordariomycetes; Xylariales; Hypoxylaceae
Exons: 5
Coding region: 1-918 (305 amino acids)
Source: RefSeq, a predicted model, not a curated record